Molecule: messenger RNA, 1599 nt
Organism: Brachypodium distachyon (stiff brome)
Lineage: Eukaryota; Viridiplantae; Streptophyta; Magnoliopsida; Poales; Poaceae
Product: protein TRIGALACTOSYLDIACYLGLYCEROL 2, chloroplastic
Exons: 6
Coding region: 230-1354 (374 amino acids)
Cellular component (GO): chloroplast inner membrane
Molecular function (GO): lipid carrier activity; phospholipid binding
Source: RefSeq, a predicted model, not a curated record
UGAUGCCUGCGUCGACGAGGCCUUUCACGCCGGCCAUGGUGUCGUCGAAGGCCCUCAGCGCGCGGAGGCGGUCGUCGGACUCCUCCAUCGGAGCACUGCGCGACAAGGCUUCCGGAUUCGCGCACCGCCAUUUCCCUUCCCUGCUCGCCCACUGUUCGUCCAAUUGCCUCCAAGGACCCACCCUCUCCGCUACCCCCACCAAGCGACCGGGGACACGCGGCGGGCAGCCAUGGCGACCAAACACUUGCGUGCUCCCCCGUCGGCAUCUUCCCCCGCCCAGCCUCGCCGUGUCUUCGCAUUAAGCCUCGAUGUAAGGCCACGCGGGAAGCACGCGCCAAUGCGGGUGGCGUGCGCGGCUAGGGCAGGCGGGGCCUCGCCUCCGCCGUCAUCGUCCGAUGGUGGCGACAGCGAGAACUCGUUCGCCGCGCUCGUCGAGGCGCUCUGGCGGCGGGCGGCGGGGGACUACGGGUUCGGCAAGCGCAGUGUGUGGGAGGGCGGCGUUGGGCUGUUCAUGGUGUCCGGCGCGGCGCUCCUCGCGCUCGCGCUGGCGUGGCUCCGCGGCGGGUUCCAGCUGCGGUCGCGGCUCAGGAAGUACCAGGCCGUGCUCGAGUUCGGCCAGGCGUGCGGGAUCUGCGUCGGUACCCCGGUGAGGAUCCGCGGGGUGACGGUGGGCAAUGUUGUCAGGGUCGACUCUUCUCUGAGCCGCAUCGAUGCCGUUGUUGAGGUUGACGAUGAGAAGAUUGUAGUCCCUAGGAAUUCAGUGGUCGAGGUCAACCAGUCUGGUCUCUUAAUGGACACACUAAUUGAUAUUACACCGAAGGAUCCGCUUCCCACACCCUCAUUUGGCCCACUCGAUCCAGAUUGCUCGAAAGAAAGACUAAUUCUCGGUGACAGAGAGAGGAUGAAAGGGCAGGAAGGGGUAAGCUUGGAUGCACUGGUUGGAAUAUGUACCCGUCUGGGGAGAGAAAUGGAGGAAAUAGGUGUUGAUAAAGGCUAUAAAUUGGUUGAGAAAGUUGUACAUAUAAUGGAGAAAGCACGGCCUCUUAUUUCAAAGAUCGAAGGUUUAUCUGAAGAAAUUCAACCUUUGCUACCGGAGGUCCGUGAUAGUAAUCUACUGAAGGAUGUGGAAAGUAUAGCUAAGGGUCUUGCUGAUGCAUCUGAUGAUUUAAGACGGCUGAAAUCAUCUAUGCUUACCGCUGAGAACACUGAUCUCAUCAAGCAGUCUAUUUUUACACUUAUAUAUACGCUGAAGAAUAUUGAGAGUAUCAGCUCGGAUGUCUCCGGGUUCACUGGUGACGAGGCAACGACGAGGAACAUCAAGCUUCUGAUAAAAUCACUUAGCAGACUGUUGUGAGCUCGUGAUGUUCCUGUCCUGCAUUGUCGAGGCUAACGCUGACUGUCAACGGGAAUACACGAGAACCCGGUAGGACUUCACCUCACCAGAGGACGCAACAUAUAGUAGGAUGACUAAUCGAUCUUUCAUUUUUCUUUUUCUAUUCAAGUGUCGUGCAUUCUUUGUGAUUUUAGCACAGCUCAUAAAUUGAUCAUAUUUUCUUGCGAAAAUAUACAAGGAUGAGUUUCUACCCAUGAUUUUUGCCA